UUUCAAUCCUACCGUUUCUCCUUAAGCUGGUCUCGUAUUCUUCCAACUGGAUUCGCGAACAAGAUCAGCCAAGAUGGCAUAGCCUAUUAUCACAAAUUAAUAGACGCGCUUCUAGCCAAAGGCAUCGAGCCUCUUAUCACCAUCUAUCACUGGGACCACCCCCAAAUCCUGGAAGAUCUGGGCGGCUGGACGAACGAAUUGAUGGUAGACUGGUUCGGCGAUUAUGCCAGGGUGGUAUUCCAUGAAUUUGGGCCAAAAGUGAAAUUAUUCGCCACCCUUAACGAGCCGGAUUCGGUUUGCAUAAGUGGUUACGCCGAAGGCGCGCAAGCUCCCGGAAAAGUGCUCAACGGAAUCGGUGAUUACCUUUGCAUGCACAAUAUGCUGAAAGCCCACGCAAAAGCAUACCACAUAUACGACAAGGAGUUCAGGUCCCUCCAAAAUGGCGACGUCGGUAUCGUCAUAAACGUCGGGGGAUUCUAUCCUAAAACCGAGGAGGAUCGAGAUGCCGCGGAAAUUGCUCAUCAGUUUAAAAAUGGCUGGCAGCUGAGCCCGAUAUUUUCCGAACAGGGUGACUACCCCAAAUUGAUGAAAGAAAUCCUCGCUAAUAAAAGCGAGGAGGGAGGAUUUACUAAAUCCAGACUUCCGGUCUUCUCUCAGGAGUGGAUCGAUUCUAUCAGGGGAUCAGCUGACUUUUUGGGGAUGAAUUACUACACGGCACAUCUCGUUGAAUUUGGUACAACUGGUCCUGAUCCAUCAUAUUAUCGAGAUCAAGGAGUUACUGAAAGUUUCGAUCCGUCCUGGAAGCCUACUGCCUCCAAUUGGCUUUAUCAAGUGCCGCAAAGUUUAGGUGACAGUCUUAUCAGGAUCUCACGUGAUUACAAAAAUCCGCUUAUAUAUAUUACGGAAAAUGGAAUGUCGGAUUUGGGUGACACCAAUGAUCCUGAUAGAAUUCAGUUUUUCCAUGAUUACAUUAAAAGCAUGCUGCUGGCAAUAAAUGAUCAUCACGUGAAUGUUAAGAGAUACUAUCUGUGGUCAAUCUUGGAUAAUUUUGAGUGGGAGAGAGGCUACAGUGAACGCUUCGGCAUUGUUCACGUGGACUUCGAGGACCCGAACAGGAAGAGGACCUGGAAAAAAUCUGCAUAUUGGUGGCAGCAAGUCACCCGUCACCGCAAACUAUUGUCCAAUAUAUCUGUAAACGUUGUGUAAAUGUGCAAAUUAAAAAACACGUCCGAUGAUGAACAAAAGUUCAUACGUUGAACU
Orussus abietinus is the source of this 1260-nucleotide messenger RNA. RefSeq names its product myrosinase 1. The transcript has 4 exons. Gene Ontology annotation, biological process: carbohydrate metabolic process. The record is from RefSeq and is a predicted model, not a curated record. The annotation marks the transcript as partial. Lineage: Eukaryota; Metazoa; Arthropoda; Insecta; Hymenoptera; Orussidae. Gene Ontology annotation, molecular function: beta-glucosidase activity.